Molecule: messenger RNA, 1109 nt
Organism: Candoia aspera
Lineage: Eukaryota; Metazoa; Chordata; Lepidosauria; Squamata; Candoiidae
Gene: TTC19
Product: tetratricopeptide repeat domain 19
Exons: 9
Coding region: 146-1015 (289 amino acids)
Biological process (GO): mitochondrial respiratory chain complex III assembly
Cellular component (GO): mitochondrial inner membrane
Molecular function (GO): protein binding
Source: RefSeq, a predicted model, not a curated record
UCUGCUGCUUUGCUGGCUUCCAGCCUUCUUCCUUUUCUCUGAAGAAGCUGCGAAGAAAGACGAGGGGGGCACAGAGGAAGGGCAGGCAAAGGCAGACGCCGAGGACGCCAUCAUUCUUUUGCUGAAGAAAGCCAAGCUCAACAUCAUGAAGGGAGAACUGGAAGAAGUGGAGCGCCUCCUGCACGAGGCUGCCCGGCUCUCUCAGCAAUCGGACAACAAAGCGGCAAUUAUUUACACGUACGAUAUGAUGGCGAACUUGGCCUUCAUGAGAGGGGAGCUGGAGCAUGCUGAAAAGCUCUUCAAAGCCACGAUGAGCUACCUGCUUGCCGGGGACAUGAAGCAAGAUGACAACGCUAUCCUUCAGAUGUCCCUGAAGCUGGCCAGCAUCUAUGCUGCUCAAAAUCAGGACAAACUAGCCCUGGCUGGCUAUCAGUUCUGCAUCCUGACGCUGGAGGAGAAGAUUGCCAAGCAGAAGGAGCAGCCCGCGGACACCUUGCCAGAGGAAGAGAGGGUCAACACCCACCUUCUGCUCGCAAUGAGCUUUGACUCCUACGGCCGCUACCUGCUGGCACACAGUCAGGCGGCGCUGGCCCAGACGAUGUACGAACGCGCCCUGCAGAUCGCGGUGGAGGUUAAUGGGGAGACGCACCCCCAGACCGUGGUGGUGAUGAGCGACUUGGCAACGGCUUUGGACUCUCAAGGGCGCUACGACGAAGCCUACGCCCACGUGAGCCGGGCAGCAGAACUGGCCCAGCAGACCAAGCACCCGGAUGCCCACGUGAUCUCGAGUAACCUGGCUGGAAUCCUGAUACAUAAAGGAGAUUAUUCACAGGCCAGGCAAGUGUUCAAAGCCGCCCUGGAACAGGCUGAGAAGUCUGGGGACGGCUUCUCCGUCAGAUACAUCGAGAAGGAACUGGCUCAGCUGGCCAAGAGGAAGAGGACGCAAUCGAAAGCGAGUGCCAACGUGCAGGGGGUGGACGCGGGCAAGGCUGGCGCAGAAGGGGAGAGGGACUGACAGCGGCCGUUUCCUGCAGUUGCCUUGUCAGAACUGCAAGACGCUCUUCUUUCCGGCUGCAAGGGCGAUGCACUGCGGACCGCGCGGGGCGGCC